Besnoitia besnoiti is the source of this 1338-nucleotide messenger RNA. RefSeq lists its product as uncharacterized. The transcript has 4 exons. Bases 1 to 1338 code for a protein of 445 amino acids. The record is from RefSeq and is a predicted model, not a curated record. NCBI's taxonomy places the organism in Eukaryota, Apicomplexa, Conoidasida, Eucoccidiorida, Sarcocystidae.
AUGGAUGGUACCAUCCAAGCAACAGCAGAACAGGCGCCGAAGCCGCUCACGCAGUGGGAUCAGGAUGGCGUUAGGAAGCGUGUUACAGAUAGUGAAUGGCUGGAUGAAGGGCUGGCAGUAGAUGGAAAGAAGGUUCAGCGCACCGAAGAGCGCAUUCGGGAAGAUUCAUCCUCUUCAUCACGCGAACAAUUCCGUGACCCCAUAGCAGGUGAAGGACGGCGUUGGAGCGUUAUGAAGGGUCCUUCCAUGCUCCAUACGGCUGUUGAAAGCUUCGCAUUCUACCUUUAUUUGGCGUUCUUGCCGGGCUGGCUUGGCGGAUGGCUUUCCAAGGUUCCACCUUUUGCCUUCUGGAGUCCAUCCAUCGUUGGCGCCGUAGCUUUUUGGUCUGCGCUGAAGCUGUGGGGGCCUCUGCUGUCUUGUGGAGCGAUGACGGAACCGUGUUCUGCACUCCUCAAGUUGCGUGCAGCGCGGCGCCUAGCCAGACACGCACCCCCUGAGUGCAUCAAAACCGCCGUCGCAACGCUCGGCGCAGCGGCGACCGUGGGCGUUGCCCUGCGAGUAUUUUUCCCUGGUCAGUUGGCAGAUCGGCCGCCAGUGACGCUUCAGAUCUACAAUGAUAUCCAGUUGCCAGCCGGGCAGCCAACUACACCUUCAACAAGCGGCCCUUUCGACCCGUCGGCGUCGAUGUUCUCUUCUGUUUUAGCGUCGCUCCCACUCUCCUUCCAAGAGGAAGUAGCGAGGCUGGUGAGCGCCUCGCUUGUGUCUGUGGCUGACGUCGCUGUUGUGUUCCGCAAGCUUCUCGUGGGCGCCCUGUGGGCUGGAAGUACGUGGGUUUUGCCAAGAGAACGGCAAGAUGCACUCCUGCGGUCUGAGCUGUUCGUCACCACAUUUGGAGGCGGUCACGAAACGGGAGGAGGAUUUGUCGACAUUGUGCAUCGCCUCGGUGGCCCCGGCUCAAAAGACAAGUCGGAAGUAGUUUUCUGGUUCAGCAAGCUCGUUGACGUGUUCCUGGGGGAGUUUUUUUUCAGCUGUCUGCACUACAUGGUCCAGGCUGCAGAUAUUGCGGUGCAAGAAAUCACGCGCUCCUGCCGAAUCAAAGUCACGGGAUUCGGCAACAUAUGUCUAAAUGACGGAACCCUGGCGUACAUGGUCGGCAGGCCCUUCUGCACAAUCACAGGUGGUCCAAUGCUCAAUCCAUGCUUCGUAGUCAUGGUUAUGAUUGGACGUGGGGAUUUCUUCGCUCUGUGGCUCCUCUUAACGGCAGACUUUUCGGCAGCCUUUGUGGCCAGCCUUCUAGUGAAGCCGGCCAGGAAGGAAACAGACAAUUCGGGGGGUUAG